This is a messenger RNA of Pogona vitticeps (central bearded dragon), 4234 nucleotides long. RefSeq names its product casein kinase 1 alpha 1 (gene CSNK1A1). The record is from RefSeq and is a predicted model, not a curated record. Lineage: Eukaryota; Metazoa; Chordata; Lepidosauria; Squamata; Agamidae. Gene Ontology annotation, biological process: protein phosphorylation. Gene Ontology annotation, molecular function: ATP binding; protein kinase activity.
UAAGAUCACGCACACUUCCUGCUUGUCCUCUUUUCCUCCCUCUGGGAAACGCAUGCGCAGGGCGGCCCUCGUCGCCUCUGUUUCCCAGAGUGCUUUGCGCUGUGAAGAAGCGUCGGUCGCGGGCUGGAGGCAUUUUGUGUCCUGGAUAUCAGUAGCGAAAAAGAGAGUGAGGGAGGCAGACAAGAUGGCGGCGGCCGCCGAGUGAGGCGCCAGUUGCUGGCGGCGGCUGGAUCCGCUUGGACUUUUCCCUCUCUUCCCAACCACGAGGACUACCUUUCCUAAGAGGGAACAAAGUGCACUGGCAACCGGGAAAGCGUCUGGGGCGUCCACCUUCUAUAGAGGCCUGGUGUGAACGGAGCCGCAGGGACCGGAGUCCUCCCGCCCUUUCCGUUCCCCUUUACUCCCCCCCCCCCCAGCUAUCUGGAAGCGACGGAGCGAGAGCUCCUUGAGGAAAAACUCAGCGGACACUCGGCGUGGGAAUAACCCCCUUCCCCCCCACCCUUCAUUCGCCAUGGCAAGCAGCAGUGGCUCCAAGGCCGAGUUCGUCGUCGGGUCCAAAUACAAACUGGUGCGGAAGAUCGGCUCAGGUUCCUUCGGGGAUAUAUACUUGGCGAUCAAUAUCACCAACGGGGAGGAAGUGGCUGUGAAGUUAGAGUCGCAGAAGGCCAGGCAUCCCCAGCUGUUAUAUGAAAGCAAACUCUACAAGAUUCUGCAAGGGGGAGUUGGCAUCCCUCACAUACGGUGGUAUGGCCAAGAAAAAGAUUACAAUGUUCUAGUCAUGGACCUUCUUGGGCCGAGCCUUGAAGAUCUCUUCAACUUCUGUUCUCGCAGGUUCACAAUGAAAACAGUACUUAUGUUAGCAGAUCAGAUGAUCAGUAGAAUUGAAUAUGUGCAUACAAAGAAUUUUAUACACAGAGACAUUAAACCAGAUAACUUCCUAAUGGGUAUCGGGCGUCACUGUAAUAAGUGUUUAGAAUCUCCAGUGGGGAAGAGGAAAAGAAGCAUGACUGUUAGUACUUCUCAGGACCCAUCUUUCUCAGGAUUAAACCAGUUAUUCCUUAUUGACUUUGGGUUGGCCAAAAAGUACCGGGACAACAGGACAAGGCAACACAUACCAUAUAGAGAAGACAAAAAUCUCACUGGUACAGCCAGAUACGCUAGCAUUAAUGCUCACCUUGGCAUUGAACAGAGUCGUCGUGAUGAUAUGGAGUCACUAGGGUAUGUGUUGAUGUACUUCAACAGAACUAGCCUACCGUGGCAAGGUUUAAAGGCUGCAACAAAGAAGCAGAAAUAUGAAAAGAUUAGUGAAAAGAAGAUGUCUACUCCUGUUGAAGUUUUGUGUAAGGGAUUUCCUGCAGAAUUUGCAAUGUACCUGAACUACUGCCGUGGCCUGCGCUUUGAGGAGGCUCCUGAUUAUAUGUAUCUGAGGCAGUUAUUCCGUAUUCUCUUCAGGACCCUGAAUCACCAAUAUGACUACACAUUUGACUGGACAAUGUUAAAGCAGAAAGCAGCACAGCAAGCAGCCUCUUCCAGUGGGCAGGGGCAGCAAGCCCAAACCCCCACAGGCAAGCAAACUGACAAAUCCAAGAGUAACAUGAAAGGUUUUUGAGCAUGAAGAAGAGAAGAAACGAAGCAGAGCAGAAUGGAGCAGGAUGCAUCACUCCCCAAAUUCUAGGAAUUUUAGUUCAUAAACACACUUGCCAGUGGGUGUGGACAACCAUCUACUUGAUGUAAAGACUUAAUUUCAGUAUAAACUGGCUCUGGGCAGCACCAUUGAUGCUGCACCGUUGAGUUGUAGCAGCUGUAAUUGUGAAUAUUACUGAGAUAGUUGAACAUGGUUGUCCAGUUUUCUAUUGCAUUUUUCAAGUGGAAAAGUUAACUGAGUGGUUGACACACAAGUGGUGGAAAGAAUUGUGCAUAUGCCAAUUUUUGUAACCUUUUUACUUUGAACUACACUGCUUAUGAGAUCUCAUUGUUUUGGAAGAAUGGCAUGAGCAAGUCUUCAGGAACAGUUGUGAUAAUUGUAAAUGCUCACAAUUGUGCACUCCUUCUGGGUAUUCCUCCCUGGUUCUCAAAGUUGUACACUUAAAACAUUCUAAAAUUGCUGGUGUCUGAGUGACAUAAGAAGCCAGCUGACAUGGUAGUAACCAAAGAUUCCAGUUGUUAAGCAUAUGAAAGACUCUGCCUGCUUACCCUGUGCUAGAAGUAACAGCGUCUAAAGUGAAGACUUAAGAGAAACUUAGCGACUACUAGAUUAUAUUUAGGACUCUGCAUUAACUCUGUAAUGUUCUUGGUAUAAAAGGAGAAACAGCAUAUUUGUCACAAAUUUAGUUAACAUCUUACAACUGAAACUGUAUGUAAGUUGCUUAGAUAAAUGUAAUCACUGUAAACAUCUAUAUGAUCUGGGAUUUUGUUUUUAUUUUGGAACAGGAGCUUUUUUGUUUACAAGUUCAUUAAAAACUAAACUGUUUCUGUAAGGAAAUGAGAUUUUUUUAAUUUGCUUUGAUAAUUUGCAAUCUAAAUUAGACACCACCCUUUUUUAAAAAAAAUAGGCAACUACAAGGCCAUUUGUUAAAGCAAAAGUCCUAUUUCUUAAUCAUUUUAGGUCUAGUGUUGUAGCUCUUCCUCACUUUUGUUUUUAAAUAAAUUUUGUAUUUUUUUUUCUUGAUGGGAAGGGGCACUCUUGCAUUUUUAUAAUCUGUUGCAUUGAUACCCAGCUUGCUAUCAGAAGAGAUGGAACAAAAAUAAAGGCAUCUUUUCAGAUCUAUCACAGCACCUCACAGGGCUUGCCGUUGUGUUACGUUGGCUGAACUAAUUUGCAGAUUCAAAAUGGAAGUUGUGGAGGGCUUUAAAAGGAGGAAUUUUAUUUCAAGUUCUUGUGAAGCAGAUGUGAUCAGAUUUACUUUUGUUCUCAGGCAGCCUUUCAGUGUGCAGUGUUCACAUUGGUUUACUGGUUGCUGCCUUAGGCUAUCCUUCUCACUUUAAUCCAGCUGAAAGAUAUUCUUACUGCUGGCAAAUUCAUCUAACAGUGUAACUUAUUCCUUUAUAGCAUGUCAGAAUAAAUUUUAAGUCUGAAAAUGCUGCCAGAUGCCUAUUGUGUACAUGGUUUUUAUGACUUCUAGACCUUGUCUGUGUAUAUUAGAGGUAUGGGUUGCAAUGCAUACUUUUCUGUGGGACAUUGAAUAUCUCCAGCAGCUCUCCCCCCCAAUAAAAUGUAUAGUUAAUUAUAUUGUGGCAAAGCAAUGCGGUUAUCUGGAGAACAUGUUCAAUACAUGGGAUAUGCCUGUAAGAACCAUUCCAGGGAGUCUUAUUUGCAAAUGCUCUUUGUUGAAAAUUAGCUGAGAUUUCAGUAUUGCCAAACAUCGAGAUUUUGUAUCUCCAAGAAGGUAAUUUUUACUUUUGUUUGAUAAUUUCAACUAGACAAAUGCACUAUACUUUUUGAAGAAUGGGUAGUUCAGAUAUCAUGGGUACCUUAUUGUAUACUCAGUUGUUGCAAUACAGUUCAGUCACACUAGUGAAAGAUGGUCAACAGGAAGAAUAUAUAAUAGUGUUUAGGAGCAAGAAAAAAUCUUUAAUCAUCAAAAAUAUUCUAGCUCAGGCAGACCUUUGUGCAUUUUGACAAGUUCCUACUUCAGAGUGAAUCUGCUUGCCUCUUAUGAUCCUAACUGAUACAAGGUGCCAGAUGGAAGUACACAGAGAAGUAAUACCAGCAAAAUGGUUACUGUUAGUGUUUUUGUUAUUACUCUUAUUACUGCAUUCUUUAAGUUUGCAAAACAGUUUUAGAAGUAAUCAAGUCAGUUGACAUUCAAGUUGGAUUUUGACAGCUGCUGGAUUAAAGGAAACAAUCUAUUAGAAUCUUAAUCUAUUAGUUUAACUUUCACAGAUUUGAAUUAGCACAUAUGUGUAUGUUAAAAGCAGUUGGAACAAAAACUUUCAAGAAGAUGCCUUCUAAAAUGAGGCUUUUUGAGACACACAUUUAUGUUGUAGCAGGCAACCUCUUACUAAUUCCCUUUGCUGCCUUGAGAAGUGUGAAUGCUGUCUGCAGUUUCAUAAGGAAUAACUAAUUUAAAAUGGCCUGCUAAUUAGAGGUCACAUAUUUAGGGGGCCUACAGAUUUUUAGUCCAUUAAUCAACUGACCUAAUUGACCAAAUGUUGCAACUUUUCUUUUUAACUCUUGUCUGUUUCACCAAGUAUGCUGAACAAUGAAGUGUACAAAUAAAACUCUUGACUCAAA